Messenger RNA from Pomacea canaliculata, 3559 nucleotides. RefSeq names its product snurportin-1-like. Gene Ontology annotation, molecular function: nuclear import signal receptor activity; protein binding. Gene Ontology annotation, cellular component: nucleus; cytoplasm. Bases 316 to 1689 code for a protein of 457 amino acids. The record is from RefSeq and is a predicted model, not a curated record. The transcript is spliced from 8 exons. Gene Ontology annotation, biological process: snRNA import into nucleus; protein import into nucleus. Lineage: Eukaryota; Metazoa; Mollusca; Gastropoda; Architaenioglossa; Ampullariidae.
ACUGCUUCUCGUCUGCGGAGAUGAAACAUGGUAGCUACCAGUGAUGUUUCUAUGUGAUGUAUCUGAUAUUAUAAGGAAACUUCGACAGCAGUGUGUUAGGCUAUUUUAUUAUGUUUGCGGUAUAUUAUCAUUCUGGGUUCCGUCGAUGUAUAUGUUUUGUGCAAAUUUCUAGUUUCAUUGGUGUUUCUUUAGAGUUAAGUGAACAAGUGGAUACAUCAUCUGUGUGCUUGCUACUUUUCAUUUGCUCAUCACAUACUAUAGAACAGCAGGCAGCGAGAGAGUUUUCUUGGUAGAUUUCUUGGUAGUCGUCUAAUCAUGGAUGAGCUGACGGCCGCUUUGGCAUCUAGUUUUGAGGUCAGUAGCGACUUAAACAAGAUCUCCGCCCCACAUCCAAGAUUUUCUCAGUUCAAGAUGAAGUCAUCAAGUCAAGAUCAAGAUAGCCGUCGGCAACGUCUUCUUGAGUUCCAGAAAAGAAACAGAUUUGAUUAUCUGAGUCAUGUGCGCAAGCUCACAGAGGACGACUGGAAGGAUGAUGUGGACAAAGCCAGUGAAGAAGAGGAAAUCAUGGACAUAGAACAAACAAUAAAAAAACCUGGACGUCACUACCAAGAUCAGCUUAUGUAUUCAGAGUGGCUUGUAGAGGUUCCAUCAGAUUUUGCCACUGAGUGGCUCAUGGUACUUUGCCCUGUGGGUAAACGAUGUCUGGUUGUCACAAACAAGUUUUCUACCAAGGCUUACUCCAAGAGCGGCUUUUGUAUCAACACUUUUCCAUCUCACCUUCCAGGUGGUAAUCACAGCAUACAAAAGCGCAUCAGCUGCUGUGUGCUAGACUGCCUUUACAGUGAAGUAAACAAAACGUACUAUAUCUUGGAUCUAAUGUGUUGGAAUGGUCACUCUGUCUAUGACACUGAGACAGAAUUUAGAUUUUUCUGGCUGCAUGAAAAGAUCAAGGAAACACCUGAAGUCAUGGAAGUCUCCAAAGUAAAUCCGAUGAAAUUUGUACCUCUGCCAAGUUUUGCCUGCACCCAAGAAGCAAUAGCUUCAGCUGUUGCCUCAGCCAAUUUUGAGAUCGAUGGCUUGCUGUUUUACCACAAGCGCACUCACUAUUUGUUUGGCUCUACACCUCUGGUUGUGUGGCUGAAGCCCUACAUGCUUCCAGAAAUACUUGGCAUUGAAGUACCUCAGUGCCAGCUAGGCCACCAACCUGCAGACUACACCAAUUAUGCUGAUCAUAUGAAAAAGGUGGCAGAAGACAAGGAGAGGACUCAACUGGAGAAGACCCAAGGAGUCUCUUCCCAUGGAAACUGCUAUAGACAAAGAAGAGGUCGGGGAAGGGGCAGAGGUCAUGGUAGAGGAAGGGGUCAAGAACAAGUAAUGGAGGCAGAGUGCUUGGAAGGCAGUGAAGGUGGAGACCUCAGCAGGUGUAGGUCAAAUGCAAAAUCUGGGAGAAAAUAUCAGCGAGAUAAAGUAGAAAUAAUGGACUCAGAAUUUGGGGAAUGCAAGGAAAAUACUUGUGGCAGGCGUCAGGUAGCAAAAGAAGAUUCAGCACAUAAUGUGAACUACAGUUUGAAAAAAGAACUUGUGGCAAGACAGCUUAUAGCAAAUAGAUUUAAUGGUAGACAACAAGAGUGUUGCAGUAUGCAGGAGGAGGUCAUAGUUGAAAGCACCAUUGGAAAUCAAUUGGCUUGAUGAAGACCAUUUUAUUUUACAGGCCUCUGAGUACUGAGGAUUUGAGGAAAAUAUUGAGUGGGGGUGUUUUGCCAUGAAAAUAUCAUGAAGUGGCAAAAAUACUAAGAAAAAAUACAGGGCAUUGUGUUGCCCUGUGUUAUUCCCAGCUACUUCCAAAUACAUCUGUUGGUGACAUCUAGUUCAGUCUGUACGUGACAGGCCUUGGUAGAUAUGGUGGUGCAGUGAGACUUCAGGAGUUGUUUUCAUAAAGGGAUGCUUAUCAGUCGGUGGCUUUGUGGAUCACUUUUUGAAGCAGCUUUAAAACUAUAAAAUAAAAUGUCAUCGAAAUAAGUGCUUGACACAUUCUUGUAAGUGCUUACUAUUGUAGUGUUUUUACAUGCGUCUUUAAUCAUCCAGAGACAGUAUAUGGAUUCUUAUCUGUGGAUGACUUUUUAAAAAAAAAUUAUAAAAUACAAUGUUGUCAUAUAAAUGGGUGCUUGGCGUGUUUCUAAAUUCCUGCCUUGGUGGAGGGUGUGCUAUUCAGUCACAUGCAUCUCAUUCACUAAGAAGCCUCAAGCAGUCAAAUAAUAGUGGAUGUGUACAGCAUGAAAAUUUGUUUUCUAACGUAAUGCAUACUCUGCAUCUAGAUGUGAGUGUUUCUCAAUGCAUAAUAACAAUCUGAGGUACUGAAACCUGAACAGGCCAUGUCUUUAAGCUCAUUAUCUUGUUGUGAAAUUAGUGGAUUGGCAAUAACAGUAGCAUCAAUUUUAAAGGAGGAUGUAAUUGAUCAAGAUUUAUGGUACAGUCAUUUCAAGUGCACGAGCUGCUUACAGAAUCAGUAAAUAAUUUCCAUGCUUUAAUCUCCAGAAAAAUUUGAAUCAAACUGCAGCAUCUCAAUCCAUCAAGCCUCUAGCAGACCUUAUCAUGCUGUUUUCUUUUUGCUUUUCAUUUCAGCAUCAUCUUUGAUUGAAUGACUUAUAAUUUUAUCUGAUAUUUGUAACCUCUGUAUGUAUGUGCAUGUGCCCACCUGUGAAAGAGAAUAUGUGUGCCUGCAUUCUUGCAAUUACAAAUACACUAGUAGAAGCUGUUCCCUUUCUCAUUAUUUCAUAUACGCCAAACUUUUUAAUAGCUAAAAUCUUACUCUAAAGUCAAUAUUUUGUAAUUAAUGUCGAUAGGUCAUGAAUGAAGAUGAAUACCUUGAAGACUUCUGUCGCAUACCAAAGGGAAAUUUAUUAAGUUUUUAUUAUUUAAGAAAUGUUUUCUGUUGACCAAGAGGAGGAGGAUGACUUGCCUAGAUCUUAUUUGACCUUUUCUUACAUGCUUUCUUGAUGAGUUAAAGUGGCACACACUUUCCCAGUAGGAUGUUUGAUAUACUGUGUAUAUAUAUUAGAGGGACAACAGUCAAUUUAGAUGUCAAAAGUCUACCGGGUAGCGUCCCAUAUGCUGGUUUUCGGAAAAUUGGGGGGUGGGGUGGGGUUCGUUAAUAUGCUACUUAAACAGCGAGUGUAGACAGCAGCUACCCUUGGUAAACCACAAGAGAGGCAGUACAUCUGGACGCAGGUUGCCAGGCUAUGACUUUUUAGUUCGUUCCGUUGAUGAUCAAUGUCUGCGCUGGCUUAGUGUUCGGUGGAAGAAAGACCCCGCUUGUUGAUCUUUAGUGUUCUAGUAUAGUUUGCUAGUCUGGCAGUACUAUUCUGGGAGAACAGUUGGAUGGACUGAUGCAGCAACUAGUGUACGCUCACCACUGGUCCUGUCUCGAGUGGUGGUAUACAGUCCUGCCUGUGCUGGCUGGUCCAUUCUUUGACAUUUGCAAGCCAUUCUUCCUCUAUCUCAGCAUCACCCCACUCCACGAAAGAAAACAGACACACACCCAAUAAAAAAUGUCAUAUUU